This is a messenger RNA of Malaclemys terrapin pileata, 8667 nucleotides long. It is a transcript of the gene C5H4orf54, whose product is annotated as chromosome 5 C4orf54 homolog. Bases 1317 to 6320 code for a protein of 1667 amino acids. The record is from RefSeq and is a predicted model, not a curated record. The transcript has 3 exons. Lineage: Eukaryota; Metazoa; Chordata; Testudines; Emydidae.
AAAAGAAACAAGUUAGUCUUCCACUUCAGCAAUCUUCUCUAACCAUGGUAAACUAAAUGCAGGAGGUGAGUGCAAAUAAUUAUAGGUAAAAACUUGCUUUUUUUCUGUGCCUUUUUUGCAUUCCACAUAGGUAUGUAUCCCCCCUUCAGGUUUCUUCCAAUGAGCCAAAUACUCAGCCCCUGCUCUAAAUAUUUGAAACUAGAAAGAUGAGUAACAACAUCAUGUGUUGGUGGGAGUGUGAUUCCAGUUAGUGAUUGCUGAUUGUGUUGUUUUCGUUAUACACAAAUGCGAAAGUUUUAAAUAGUACUUUAUUCAAUCGGCAUCAAUGACAGCAUAGUCUAUGUAUAGUUAAUAGUUUUGACCUGGCCAGUGGCACUGUUCUCACAAAACCGCACAGCAGAGCCUUUACCCCGAGCAAAGUGGCUAAGAAAAGUUGGAUCAGUUUGCAUCUGAUCGGCUGUGACCCCUCUUCCUGAAUCAAUCUAUGAAAAUCCAGUACAACGAGCCUUGUUUUACUUCUCUGGCUUAUAAAGGGUAAAUUAUUUGCUAUACCUUGUUAUCAUUUGCGUCUCGUGCUUUAAUGUGUUUGAAAUGUGAUUUGACUAAAUCAUCUAACGGAACUGAUUUGUGUUUAAGAGGAUUUUAAUUUUCUUGCAAUUGAUUUUAGAAGUUCAAGAGCAUUCUAGAAUGGCCCCCGCGACUUUAAACCGGUUAAAUUUGACUAUCGCUUGGCAUCUUAAGCCUUAUCCUGAUGUUAUUCAGAGCAUCAGAUCUCAUUAAGUCUGUACAAAUAACGUUUUCACAUUUCAUCAUAAAUAUUCUUUACCGGACCGUCAGGACCGCUCAAAUAUCAACAAACCUAGGUGUUUAAAUACUCCUGGAGGGAAAUGAUUUCUCAUUAAUCUUGCUGCAUGGCUAGAGUAAAAUAAAAGCUCUUGGAAGAACAGCUCUGGAUACCUUUGCAAUGACCAAGUGGACACGUUUUAGAUACAUAUGAAACCCAUAAGAUAAAGACCGCCGGUUGGAAAGUUAACUGAACAUAACCGGUUUGCUUAAGUUUAUCCUCAAGGAGAAGCAAUGCGCCUAACUUCUGAAAAUCCUUAGUUCAGUGUCAUGGCAACACCUAUGCAAAUAGUCUAUGAAACGUGUGCUUUAGAAAGUAACUCUUUUAGUAACAGAACAUGUGCUUUUCUGUCUUCUCUGCGUCCACCCCAGGGCCAAUUCAUUAACGGGGCUGGCUAACGGCCCCGUAAUAAUGACCGUGGAAUCAGGCAAACCUCUCCCUGUAGCAUAAGGAGAAAUAGAAGAAUUACCAUAUGCUUUCUCUUCAUUUCUGGAUGGCUGGGGGUCGGGCUGCAGCUGCUGCCCUUGCUGCUACUUCUGUUACCAAUGGCAUUCAGACUGACAGCUCUCGGUGCCAAACCAACAACUGUACUCAGGAGCUCCUGAACAACACCGUGGUAGCGGUAGCAGGAACAGCAGCAGCCGCCACCUCCACCCUAGCCGGGCCGGGACACUCUCUUGGGUCCACCGCUACCACUGAACAGCGAGCAGCGCAGCUGGGAACGACCCUGCAGGAGACACGUGUGUGUCCGCCGGCUUUGCAGUCCCGGGUCCAUAUCUCCGCCUAUUCCCUUCGCCCUCGGCCACAUGCUGACGGGAUAAGCAUGGAAGCCCUCUCAAAAUCGCCCGGCGAGCGAGCCACUAGCCACAAAGGGGGAGCGGGAGCGAAGGGCAGCAGGAUGAAGCGCCGCCCUGCAGAGCCAUUCACCACAAUCACAUCCAAGGAAUCGACCUAUGUGGAGAUUCAGGAUUUCCCCCGAGGGAGGGAAGCCAGUCCCCAGACCCUAAAGCUGACUUUGGCAGGGAGCGGAGGAAAAGUGGCUUUUCUCAGCCCUAAAAACGGAGCUUGUGAGAUCAGCGCUGUUAGCUGCUCAGCUCACAACGCGCUGGCAGAGGCAAGUGGAAAUCCAGCAUCCUUGGACCGUGAAUCUAAACCCGGGGCCAGCCCGGGGAGGAAGGGUAAUGAGGCGGGGGGAUGCAGCGCUGGCUCCAACUCAGGCGGAUCUAAUGAAAACACUUCGUUUGGACUGUCCAACACGCAGCUUUACCCGAGCGGGUGCCCGGAGUCGUCGUCCUCUUGCCCAUCCCCGGUGAACAAGGCAAGCGCGUUCCCCAAAACGGAUGACACCGCAACCGAGGGCAAAACCUCUUCUUCUUCCUUUGGGUACGAAAGCGACGAUGACGAGGAUGCUGAGUGCAAAGCAAGAGGGGGGAGCCGGGGGGCUUCCCAGCCCACCUACUGCGGCGAGAGCAGCCCUGCUAACGAGGAGGCGCAUUACAUUACCACGCACGAAAUUCAGCUCAGCGAGGUGGACCACGACAUGGACUUUGACUUUGGUCUGGCCUCCAGGUGGGACUUUGAAGACAACAAUGUGAUCUACUCCUUCGUGGAUUACGCCUCCUUUGGGAGCGACGAGACCCUCGGGGACACGCAGACAGAGGAGGACAAUAGCUGUUAUCUCAGCACGACCAGCGAUGCCAAUAACCAGACGGACAGCAUCGAUAACACCAGCAGUACGGAGAUAGUCAGCAUUAACUCUGAAAACGAUACCCCCAGCACAGACAAAUGCGCCAGCUCGGAAGAAAGCCAGCCCAAGAACCCCAGCCACAUGAGUGAGAACCCAGCUGCAGGCCACAUUCUCCUAUCAAUCAAACCGACUUCCCGGGCUAUAAAUGAGCUUAACAACCUGCAUGAGAAGCAAAACAUUAUUUACGCUGCCAAGCAUGAAGGCGACAUGAGCCUCCGUGUCUCCACAGCUCCCGAACGCAAGGCCAGUUUCAAACAAGACGCGAUUCAUGACCAGGCAAAAAAAUUUAUCGCUGUCCCCGCGCGUUUGCAAACCCGGUGUGGAGCCAUAAGGGCGAAGGAAGUGGGGGGAUAUUCCAGCGGUGCCUCUAGCGCGGUCAGCGAGCUGGAUGAUGCGGAUAAAGAAGUGCGAAACCUGACGGCCCGAGCUUUCCGGAGCUUGGCUUACCCCUACUUCGACACGCUGAACUUCAGCUCCAGGGAGUCCUCCACGUCCCUUUCGGAUCAGGCGCUGGGGAUCAACCGAUGGUCCACUUAUUUAGACCUGAAGUGCGGCAAUCUCGGGCAGAAACCGGAGCAGAACCUGUUCAAGAGCAGCGCCGAACCUACCGCAUGGCACAGAAACGCUGGGGCGAAGACGUGCAGUGACCAGUUCUACAUUCGCUCCAAUAAAUCGCAGACGAAAGCCCUAGAGUUCGUGGUUAGCAAGCUCGAUGGGGAAAUAACCCACGUGGAAACGCCAGCGUGCUUCGAGAAGCGGAUCCAGUCGGGCUCCCGGGUUGUAACGUUGUUGGAGACGUUGAAUUUUAGCAGCAAUGUUAAUGCGGGUGUCCCCAGACCUGCGAAACGUCCUGGACAUGCUGCCGCUGGGGCAGGUUGCGCAGAGGAGCUUCCGGAAACGCUGCCCAGGGAGCCGGGUCAGGAGGCUAGCAAACAAACCGGACUGGCCGCGGCAGAAGUCCCGGAGGGCACCCCGAAUAAAUCGAAAUUCGCCUCCAGCCUCCUCAAGAAUGUCAUCUCGAAGAAAAUGCAGCGGGAGCACGAGUUCAAAAUGGAGAGGGGGGAGAUCACAGACACUUCGUACAGGGGGCUGGCCGCGUCCUUGCCUGGCAAGGAGCAGGAGGGCUCGGCCAGGGAGAAGCUGAAAGAUGGGGGCAUGCAGAGGCAGAACUCCAGGUAUUCCGAGGGCAGCUCUGACUACACGAUUGUGACAGCAGAGGACCCGGGGGAGUUUUCUGACAGCAAGUCGCCGACCUCCAAAGCGUCCACCCCUCGCCUAGAUCGACCCCUGUCGGAAACGCGCCUGGAGGAUGUGUGCGAAAUUAAGAAGAGCGCCUCGGAGGCGAUCAAAGCGACCUUCCUCCGCAGCCAGAACAGCGCGUUCAGAUCCUGGAAAGAGAAAGAGGCAGAGAAGAAGAAAGAAGAGCGAGCUCCCAUCGGGAAACUUCAGUUCUCCUCCGCCAAAUACGACUGGCGGGCCGAUCUGGGUGAGAUCUCAGCCAGCAAGUCCACUAAAAUGUCUCGUCUCUUCGUCCCAAACAUUCAGCGCACCCCCAAGGGAAAGCAGCCUGGCACGCAGGUGACAAAGUACUCCACAGCCACCUAUGCGGCUCGGGCUGCCACCCCCGUAAAGCCCAGAGCCCCCGAGAUCAAGAUCAGCCUAGGUAGCGUGCAGCCAAGCAAGGAUCACCCCUUUGACAUCGCUAAGCUGCUCACCCCCAAACUAGCCGCGACCGCACCAACCCUUUUCAAGGCAGCGGAGGAGCCCCGAGGCCAGCCGCAGAAGGCAUUCAAAGCGGACGGCCUGGACAAGGUGCCGCAAUUCUUGGUGCGCGAUAUAAGAGAAAACAAGCCUAAAGUCCCCGGACCCAUUCACCAGGUCAGAGACGUCAGGAAACUGAUCAAGAGCUCCUACGGCCACGACUCGGGCGAUACCAACAGCGACAGGAGCAGCGCGCUCUCCGACCAGUGCAGCGCUGAGCAGAAACCGAGGCAGCUGGCCAUAGCCGGGAUCCCCAGGGCUCUGUCUCCCAUGGUGAUAACCUGCCAGGCGGUCAGUAACAGCAGCGAGGACAAGGGGCCGGGCGAGACGGGGGGCAAGGUGCUGCCUGCCACGGCAGAGGGGACAAUCCUGGUGCACAGGACCUCCGGGAGGCUGCCCGUGGCCACCAUCGCCCCCAACAAGAGCGACCCUCGCUUGCCCGCAGUGCUGAAGAUCGUGUCCAAAGCCUCCGCACCCUGGCGGCAGCAGCCGCCGCACGCUCCCGCACCCGCUGAGAAAGACAAGGGGGCGGACGAGGAGCCGCGGGAGGAGGCCAAGGGGCCGCCCAGCCGCAACGCGUUGGAGAAGCUGACGGCGGCGGUGCGCAGCAUGGAGGAGCUGUACAGCUUCAGCAAGCACGAGUGGAAGCGCAAGAGCGACCCGCGGCCCAUCACCGACAGCCACGUGCUCUCCCUCAUCGCCAGCGAGGAGCGCGGCUGCCGGGCGGCCGCGGGGCCCGCCGAGGCGAGGAGCGCGGCCCCGGCGCCGCCCGCCCCCGAGCGCCAGCCCCUCCCGGGCUCCGGCCCCAAGUCCGACAAGGUCUCGGCCAGGGCGGCCGCGUUCGAGAGCCUGGCGCGGGAACGGCCCCGGCCCCUGCCCGGGCCCCGGGGGGAGGCGGGCGCGGCGGACAGAGCCGCCGCCCCGCAGCCGCCACGAAGCAGCGUCUUCACCAUCAGCUCCGCGCAGAAGGCGGCGGCGGCCCCGGCCAAGCUCCCCGCCGCGGCCUCGCCGCUCCGCAGCCUGAAGGGCCAGGCCGGGCCGGGGCCGCGCGCCCUCAAGCUCUCCCCGGCCGCCGCCGCCGCCGCAGGGAAGGGGCCUGGCGAAGCCGAGAAGGACGCGGCCGGGCCCGACUGCGGGAACUACCUGGCCAUGCCGCUCAAGGAGCCGCCGGCCGCGGGAGGCGCCGGCCACCCGGGUCCGCUCUCGGCCUCGGCGGCCGCCGCCGCCCUGCAGCCCUUCAACGCCGCCAAGAGCCGGGGCCGCCUCAGCCCCAAGCAGCAGCCCGGCCCCGCCGCCCCGCCUGCGGCCGCCCCGGAGCUGCCGCCCGCCGCCAUCUACCAUCAGCCGCUGCCCAUGGCCGCCCUGCACGGGGCGCAGCCCCCGCCGCUGCUCUGCUUCUCGCCGCCCUCGGCCGCCGAGCCCUUCCCGCAGACGCAGCGCAAGGUGCUGCUGGACCUGAGCACCGGCCAGUACUACCUGGUGGACGCGCCUGUGCAGCAGCCCCUCAAGAAGCGGCUCUUUGACCCCGAGACCGGGCAGUACGUGGAGGUGCCCAUGCCCCAGCAGCCGGCCGUGGCCCCGAUGCCGCUCCCCAUCUCCCCGCUAGCGCUCAACCCGGGGGCGUAUGGUGCCACCUACAUGAUCUACCCUGGCUUCCUGCCCACCACCAUCCUGCCAGCUAAUGCCCUGCAGACCCAGCUCUCCCUCCCGGGCAGCGACGUCAGCGCCUCCGCCGAGACCAGCAGCCCAAGGGCAGCACUGGGGGGAGGAGGAGGAGAGGCCACUUUUGUGGAAAGUCCGUAUUAUAUCGCCACGGGUAAAUCCCAAUCGUCAGCCGCCACUGCCCAGCUCAGGGGGGCAGAGGGGAAGCCGGUAAUCAGCAUCACCUCCCAGCAAAUGGGGCCAAGGAUAAUUGCCCCGCCCUCUUUUGAUGGUACCACCAUGAGGUUCGUGGUGGAGCACAGAUGAUGAUAAACCAAAGAGGCUGCUGGAACAAGGAAGAAGAAUUAUCCUCCUUUAACCUGAAAACGUGGUAACACUAAGCAUUCAUCCUUAAAAACUGCUUCCACAGUUUUCUCAUUUUUUGCUUCAUACAAAACAAGUGUGCACAAAUUGAAAUUAUCCUCAGGAUGAAAUGCACUGCACGUACACAGGUAGUGAGUGAUUUAACAUAUACUCUUCUCAUUUACCUGCAUCACUGUGGAAAUCAGGUGAAAGAAAUAAUGUUUUAACACUUUUAGAACUCUGAAGUGCACAACUAGAAUAUAUAGCAUGUAAAGUUCAUCCUUGUGUUCCUCAAUAAUAUUGCCUAGAUUUAUAAGCUUUACAUUUUUAUCAGAAUUUUGCUUUUCUGUUCAAGUGCCUCUUAAAGAAAAUGAAUGCAUCUUUGCUGUUUUCAUGAAUGAUAAUGAUAAAAGUCUAUAUAUGGUAUGAAUAGGAUUUCUGUGUUAUAUGAAACAGACAGUACUUCAGACUGCAGGACAGUAUAGAUACCAAAGUAGAUUAACCAUAGUCACACAAAUAUGUGUAUGGUACACACACUAUAAUACUAGCAUCUGCAUUUAAAAAUAUUAGCAACAUCAUACCUUUUUCUAUAACGGUGCUCAGAGAGGAGUUUCACAUUACAGUUUACAAGUUGUAGGUUUGCACACACAAACUCUCAGGGUUUACAGUUUUGCCCGGUGUACUUGAAAGAAAAAAAAGGUGCCCUGUAUUUCAACAUAUAUUGUUGGGAAAAAAAUAUUUGUAGUAAUUGUUUUUGUUAAACUGCCUGUAAAAAAUGAAAGCAAUAACAUGAAGCAGUAUCAACAAUUAUUUGUUUUCUCAGGGGAAAUCUCUUCAAUAGAAUGUUUGACAUUAGGAUUGAAACAGUGUUUGCUUAAUUUUGUCUGUUAAUAUUAAACAGACUACAUGUUUGCAUAAAGGGUCAGUUACGUGAGGUGUUAUAUGCUUUGGUCCUGAUCCAGCAAAGCACUUGAGUAUGUCCUUACCCUUAAGCACUUGAGUAACUCCACUGACUUCAGUGGAACCACUGACAUGUUUAAGCAUGUGCUUUGGUGCUUUGCCUCGUUGGGGCCAGAACUCUCAGCAUCCUGCAAGAUGGAGCCCCAGUCCUGAACAUUAUGUGUGUACAAAUAGUACUCCAGGCUUGAGUCUAACAUGAAAUAUGCAGGCAUACAUUGCUGUAAAGAGUAGUAAUAUGGUGCUUAUGCAUGCAUACCCAAUGGUGAAUUUGUCAAGCUAACGUGGUCAUGUGUAACCACAUAUCUUGGAUUAGAAUCAAGCCCUCUGUGUCAGGUUCACAAGCUGCUAGUAUUGUAUGUUUCAUAUUGUGGUCAUAGUACCUUAGGGUGAAAUUCACUCCUCUGUAGAGAAUCCGCACAAAACCCAGGCACCACUCAAGUUCCACAUAAGCCCUGUGGGCCCGAUCCAAAGCCCUCUGAAGUCAACAUAAAGAAUCCUGUUCAUUUCAGUAGAUUUUGAAUCAUGUCCUGCUUGAAGGCUUAAAUGAGACUCGAGAGGUCCUUGUGUUAAUCUGCAGCGCAGGGGGGUGAAUUUCACUCUUUUUAGAAUUAUUGAUACAUAUUCACUUCGGUGAAUAAUUUUAAAGGUAUAUUUAUGGGUUGUGUGUUUAUUCCCGUCUGCAUUCGAAGAUGAGUUUACUAUGUAGUAGUGAUGGCCAAAGUGUCAUUCCUUUUCUUAGAAGUUACCAUAAACUUGUGGCUACCUGGGAAUGCAUACAAUACUUUAAAACAUGCUUGAUGUGGAAGAUAUAUUUUUUUUUUUUUGCGGGGUGGGGGGACACAUCAGUAUUAAGACAUUGAACAGCACACAUAUGAAGUAAAGACAGUGAUUGUUAAAGAGAAUGUGAGUGGUAUGUUUGAUUAGAGCAUAGUGGGUUACAUUGUAAAUGGUAAAGGCAGAGUGUUGUGAAGGUUUUGAAAUGACAAUGUAUUAUUGCCAGUGGAAAAAGAGAAGAUAUAUAAAUGGAGAGAAUUUGACUCUUUAAAUUGCUUUCAACCUAGACAACAUUGUGGCAAGUUCCUAGCUGAAGUCUGAAGCGAUCACAUUACAGAAUGCUGUGAGCUUGGAAUUUAAGGACAAAAAAUACAGCAAAAUAGCUCUGAGAAUUGCACUAACUGUGUGUUGCACAAGGAGAAAAUUUAAUUAGAUGCAAAUCAUGUGAGAAUGGACUGUUUGAAACCGUUGAAUACCAGAGUUUGUAAUUCAUUGGCAAACAUUUGCGUAUGUUUUUUUUUUUUGAAUGUUAUGACAAAUGAAAUGUAUUUUUCAGUAAAAGACACAUUGCAAACAA